Messenger RNA from Trichomonas vaginalis G3, 492 nucleotides. Its product is annotated as small GTPase superfamily, Rho family. NCBI's taxonomy places the organism in Eukaryota, Parabasalia, Trichomonadida, Trichomonadidae. Bases 1 to 492 code for a protein of 163 amino acids. Gene Ontology annotation, molecular function: GTPase activity; GTP binding. The record is from RefSeq and is a predicted model, not a curated record. The transcript has a single exon.
AUGGCCGGAUCAAAAAGCAUAUCCCUAAAAUUUGUUGAAUUAUCAUUCAAUGAAGAAUAUGGUGAUAUUUUACCUAAAGCAUAUAGAGAUUCUUCAAUUGUAAUUUUCGUAUGUUCAUAUGAUUCUCAACAAUCGCUCAAUGUUCUCAAAGAAAAGAUUUACCCUUUCAUAUCAGAAAAGCUUGGCCAACAAAACUUCUUACCUUUCUUAAUAAUGACAAAAUCUGAUAUUUUAGACAGCACAGACCAAGUAGAUUUACAUGAUUUUCAAUUAUUCGCUGCUAAAAUUGAUACACAGCCUGUGAUGGUCAGUGCAAAAACGAAAUUUAACAUUUCGGACAUCAUUAAUUUUUUGAGGAUCAAAAUACUCGAAUAUUAUGAUAAUAAGAACAAAGAAAAGCGUAUCAAUACAGUUGAAAGCCUCAAAUCAGUUGCAAUAGAAUCUCCAAAGAAAGAUUCUAAAAAAGAAGAAAAAUCUUGUUUGUUAAUAUAA